Messenger RNA from Metopolophium dirhodum (rose-grain aphid), 3497 nucleotides. RefSeq lists its product as uncharacterized. The record is from RefSeq and is a predicted model, not a curated record. The coding region runs from base 306 to 2930 and encodes 874 amino acids. NCBI's taxonomy places the organism in Eukaryota, Metazoa, Arthropoda, Insecta, Hemiptera, Aphididae. The transcript is spliced from 15 exons.
CGUAUCGGUUAUCCAAAAUCCAAAUAAAUCGGGCAUCGGCCAUCAUGAUUAUUUCGCGGCGAUAUGUGUGUGGUUGUGAAUGGUGAUUGUAUAAUGUAAAUGUAUAUAUUUAUGAACGCGCGAGCGUGCUGUAUGUUUGGUUCAUAUUCAUUAGUUCUACUCUUGGUCAAAAAUCUAGGAAAAUUUGACUUCACAAUUUUCGCGGUUAACGCAAACCAAUAAUCCAUUCGACCUUAGACGUCUGGUUCGCGACAAGUCCAGUUUUGUCGUGAAUAAGAUAAACGGUGGGCAAUUACCGUGUGGACAUGGAUGACAAAAUCGAACUCAAAACCGAGCAUUCGUUGCCGGCCAAGACUGAACCAACAGACGACGAGACACUGUGUCUAACAAACAAUGGAAUAGUAUUGAACUGCGAACAGUUGUCAGUCAACUCGGUCAGUGAAUUUAAUAACAUCAAUCAUUCUGAUAUACAGCAGCCCGCCAAAGACAAGAUAGUCACCAGCUCUCAGUAUCUCACUGCCCAAACUGCCGGUACAGACGUCAGUGAAAGGUCAUGGGAUUCUCAUAUCAUUACUCCUCCUACAUUGUUUCAAACAAGUUCUGAAAUUGUUUUACACGGCCCUCUCAAAGAAGUCCACGGUUCAACAUCUGAAGGCACUGCAAUUGAUUCUGAUAGAGAAAUCCAACUACUUACAGAAGAUAAGGAAAAAUCUGUUGACAAUUUAUAUCCUGAAUAUGAUUACAUAUUUUGUAUUGCAGCUAUAAGUAGGACAACACCAAAUAGUUCUAAACUGCUUGCGAUAUCAAAAAUUGAUUCAAACAUAAAAGUUGAUAUAAAGUCUGAUGUAUCCUCUCUUAAUGGUUAUGCUGCUGAUCAUUCUAGCUCGUCAAACUCAACUUGUGGUCAUUUAAUUGAAGAACCAUUUUUGGUACCAAAAGCUCCACGAGAUUCAUUUAUGUCAUCUUCAACAUCAUCAUUUAGUGGUUCAUCAACUGGAAUACUUUUACAGCCAUCAAAAUCUAAACAUAACAAUAUUUUACUAUCAAAAAAUGUAUACACUUAUCCAGAAAAUUUAGCUUGUCACAAGUGUGACCAUGUAUAUCCACGGGUAACAGAAAAUUGUAUGGCUAGUAAUAUGGACAAUAAUGACAUCAAAAGUGAACCAGAAACUAAAACUCGUGCGGGAAAAUCGAGACAAAAAAAAAGACCAAAACAGAUAAAUGAUAAAAGUUCAAAAAAAAUUUCAAAAAAAACAAAACAAAAUUCUGAAAAUGUUUUCAAUGAGAAAAAUAAUAUUAAAAUAGAGGAACCUAAAUGUUAUGAUAUGCCAAUCGAUUCUGUUGAAUAUCCAACCAAUGAAAAAAAUCCAACAAAUAAUGAAAUUCCAACAAAUGAUGACAUUCCAUCAAAUGAUCCUAUUACAUUCAAAACUGGUGAUAAAAUAUUUGCAUAUUGGACGGCGGAUAAAAUGUUUUACCCAGCUAUUAUCAUUGAUAUAGUAGCCCCGAAAUUUAAAGUAGAAUUUUUAUCCGACUACUAUAUAAAACUAUUGAAUUCUGAUUGUCUUGUUCAUAGUACAGCUCUAAAAAUUGGAACUCUUGUCGCUAUAUUUGAUACUGUUUCCCAAGAAUAUAGAGUUGGUGAAAUUGUUACUAUUAAUGAAGUACCCAAUGGCGAAAAAACAUAUACAGUGGAUUUGAAUUCAGAGGAGGUGGUUGUUCCUUUUGAAAAACUAGUGUUGGAUAUGGAUAAAGCAAAAAACUUGCAAGACAAAAUUGUAUUAAAAAAUUAUCAUAGACUUAGCAUGUCUAAUGUGUCUGAAGGAAAAAGACUUCGCUUAUCCCGAUCAACUAGUACAAAAUGUAAAACUACAAAAAAUGAAUCCAGUAAACGUAAAAAAACUAAACAAAAUGCUCCAGAAACCAAUAAAAAAAAACGAAAAUGUUUAUUUCCUGAAGUACCUGAUCCCAGGUACAUUCCUAGUACUAGCACAGGAAUUACUGCAGGAGAUGAUUAUGAUGAAGGUAUCUUCCAAGCUGCUUCUUCAGAUUCAGACUUUGAUCACGUUAGAGAAGAUUUAACCAAUGUUAACUUAGCUCAAUUAAAAAACUCAGACAUUGAUAGCGAGCAUUCAUCUCCUGACAAAAUUAGCAGUGCAGUUGUGUCUCCCUCCGCUAAAUCCAUAAAACUAUUUGAGAAUUUACAUUUUAUUGUCUCUUAUUCUAAAUAUAAACGGAUACCAAUGACCAAUGACAGUGAUGGCACUGAUAGUGAAAUCAACCAACAUUCACGUUAUUUUAAACCAGAUAAAAUCCAUAAAAAGUAUCUAGAAUCCCUAAUAUAUAAACAUGGUGGUGCGUGUCAUAGGUAUUUGAAUGUAUUACCAAAGUCCUGUUACAAGAGUUCAUACAUUAUUACCGAUACUCCUUCACAAACUUGUAAUUUUUUAUUGGGUUUGAGUCUUGGUAUACCAGCUUACCAUCAUAGAUGUAUUGAACAUGCCAUUUCUCAAAAAUUGUCAUUCCCCGAGUUCUUAAUAAAGAAUGAUAUUAAACCUAUACCAAACGGUUGGUCCGUGGAAAAGAAAGAAAUUAUCUUCCGUUCACCUGAAACUAUACACUCGAACAUAUUUUCUGACUAUGUUGUUUAUGUAGCUUUAUCAGAUGAAUCCAAGAAUAGUUUUUUUUCCAGUUUGUUAAAAUUUUCUGGUGCCAUAGUGUACACUAUAACAAAAAAAGGAGCUGUAAGUCUGCCAUUAAUACGCCACAUGACAGUCAUUGUGACCGACGACCAAUGUCCAAGCUCAAUCAUGAAUGAAAAAAUUCCCAAGUUAUCUACUUUAUGGAUAGUUCAAAGUUUACUAUGCGAAUCUCCUCGUCCUAUUGAUGGCCACGAGAGUUAUAUCGCAAUAAGCGAUGAAUGCGAAUAAACUUAAAUCUAACAAUUAACAAUAAUUGACGAUAAGAUUUUAUGUUUUAAGAUUAUCUGAAUGUUUAUAAAUUAUUUCCAAACACUAUAUUUAUUUUUUGGUAUGUUGAAAAAAAUAACAUCAAUAUUUAAUUUCAAAAUAUGUUUUUGCACUAUAUAUUAUUAAUGUAUUAUGAUUUCUUUAAUGUUACAUGUGUAGCAUAAUAUUAUUAAUCGGAUGUCUGCACACAAUAUUAAACGUCCCGAUAACUUGGCAUGUUAUAAUUAUUAAUUAUUCAUGUGCUGUUCGUUGUUACUAGAUUUUUUUUUUUUUUUACUCUUAUUAAAUCAUAACUAUCAUAUGUAUUUAUUUGAAAGUGAAACAUGUAAAAAUGCUGAAUGUUUGUGGUAAAUUAUGAUUUAAAUAUUGUAAUAUUGAGUCUCAACGCAUUAGCAACAUUUACACUAUGACUACGAUUUAUAUAUAUAUUUUUUUCCAAACAUUUUUACUUUUGUCAUUGUAUGUAAUAUGGUACGUUUAGCAAGUAAUUUUAACUGGUUAUAGAAAUAAAUGUACCUGAAAAUACCA